Molecule: messenger RNA, 2166 nt
Organism: Rotaria socialis
Lineage: Eukaryota; Metazoa; Rotifera; Eurotatoria; Philodinida; Philodinidae
Source: the annotation of a GenBank genome assembly
AUGGCUGAUCAAUCAGCCACGAAGCUACUUCCACCAAUAGCAACUUCGCCACUACCACCACCCCCACCAUCACCGGCUCCACUAAUUAAAAUACCAGCAAUGGCCAAUACGAAAACUGUUGACUUACCUAAAAUUCAACUUCAACGUUUUGAAAUGGAUACACGCAAACUACGAAAUCCUUCAGCUCAAGCGCUAAAACAACAAAUAUUAGUAUCGAAUCAACCGCCAUCACCAAUCCUCGUACCAAUCGUAGUACCCACGACGCCAACUCCGCGACCUUUUUUUCCAGCAGAACCCAUCAAAUACCUGCCAUUGACACUAUUUGACUUUAAUGGUUCAUCGAAUUAUUAUGAACAUAUAUCGCCAUUUAUUGAUACUAGUGCACUUCAUCUCAUUUGUAUCCAUACAGCCGAUUUUCAUCAAGCAUCUCCUGCAUCUAUUGAAGAUAUAUUCAAUGGUAAAUUUGAUGUAUCAUCAUCGAAUGUGAUCACACAAUUACUUCAAAUAUUACAAAUUCUAUGUGAAAAGGUAACAAAAGCGCAUGCAAUCAUGAUUUUACCUAUUGCUACAUGUAUUGAUUUAUAUGAUGCACGACCACGCGAAGAAAAAACUGCAGUUUUAGAAAAAAUCAAUAAUUUCUUUAAAUUCUAUCUUCAAUAUCGUACGAAUCGAAUAAAACAAGAAAUGGAAACAAUUCAUUCUCUUCAAACAAUAUCAUCAUCACUUUCCGAUCGUCUUAAAACAUUUACUGCUUUACUUAACAUUAGUAUUCAAAUUGAACCAUGUCAAUCAGUUAGUUCUGUAACAUUUCAAGGCAUUGAGGAUCUCAAUCGAACAAUACAACGUCAUGUAUUAACUCAAAAAUCAAUAUUUCCUAAUGUCGAUCGAAUAUUACCAACACUUUGGGCUGAAGCAAAUGAAUAUGUUGAAUCAUUAGCCGAUGUAUUACCUGUACCAUAUAUUCUAUGGGGAAAUUUUACUGAUCGAGUUAUUGGUAAACAUGGUCUUUCACAUUUAAUCAAUGAUAUAACAAUGUCGUUAUAUGACGAGGGGAAAAUUUUAGUUUUAAACGAAGUCGGAACACAAGAUCGUGUUGUUUUUCUUCGUCCGUCAUGGUUAGUCGAUCUUCUCUAUGGUUUAUUUCGUCAUGAUAUGACAACAACGUAUCUUGAUUAUGAUAAAAAUGAAAUUUUUUCAUUAUCAAACAUUCCAGAAUCAACUUUUCAAGGGUAUAAAAAAGAAUUUCUUCAAUUUGGUCUGUUACAUUCCGAUCUUCUUCGGUCAUUAUGGUUUGGUUUAUUACAUAAAAAAGAACAUUUAAAUCAUUUAUGGUUAGCAAUGAUGAGAUUUUUAUUAAUAGCUUAUCCGAAAAUAAGUAAAGCACAAUUGAAACAUCUUCUUCACAUUCAAACACCUGAUCCAUGUUCGAAAGGCGAGAAAAAAAUUGAGCGUUUCAUCGAUGUAAAACAAAAUCCGGAUGUUCGAGAAGAAAUCAAAUUUGAUUAUGCUAUUGUGCCGUAUUAUUUACCAUUUAUGAAUCAAAAUGAACAACAAGACGAAAUAAAAACUUUUAGUAAUACUUUAAAAAAUAUUAUUACCAUUCGUUAUACAAGUCAAUCAUUACCACUUGGAUUUUUUCAUCGAUUUUCUGUUUCAGCGAUAUUAAGAUUAAGCAUAAUCUAUAAGAAACAUUAUAAUAAUUUUAUUUUAGGUGCACAUGAAGAAAAAGAUGUGAGAUUUCUUUUGGAAACAGAUCAUCGAACGUAUUUUGAAUGUCGUUGUGGUACGAGUAUGGUUGAACAGCCAUUAGAAGAAAUUUGGAAUCUACUUAUGCCUAUACUCAAUCAUGCGGAGGCUAUGCUAACAACUAUAGCUCCGGGUAAUGAAUUUAAUCGUUCUGUUCAAUGUCCAAAUUGUAAAGAAUUUUCGUUUAUGGGUGAAUGGACAACACCGAAAGAAUUACAAUGUUCAAAAAUGAAACCUUGUAUAUUAUGUGGUCAAAAUAUUGAUACAGCCCGUCUUGUACAACCCAAUGAAAGCAAACGGCGAAGUGAAGAACUUUUACGGCGAAUUCGUGAACGACAUGUAAAAAGUCCCAACAAAGGGUCAGAUGAUGUACCACCAGCUGCUUCAACUGCAACCCAUUUAUUAGUAUCACCGGUGUGA